Messenger RNA from Strongylocentrotus purpuratus (purple sea urchin), 3981 nucleotides. RefSeq names its product protein Skeletor, isoforms B/C. The record is from RefSeq and is a predicted model, not a curated record. Lineage: Eukaryota; Metazoa; Echinodermata; Echinoidea; Camarodonta; Strongylocentrotidae.
CUAUCAAUGUAUAUGUAAUUCAUGCCGAGUCAGUACCAGUUUAUUCGCAACCAACCUCAAACGGUACGCUUUCAAUUUAUGUGUGUAGUAACUGGAGUAACUGUCACGCAAAGUGGUAGCGGUCGAAUUUUAGGAACCCGCCAUUUCCAGCUUCAACGAUGUCAGUCUCCAAAAUGACGAUUCUAUUGUUGGCCUUACUGCUGCAUUUGGCUUUCCCCGCCGAUGCUCAACCAACGGACCUGACCUCGUAUCACGGUAAACUUGUGGGGACAUUUGGGUCCACCGCACACAGUGUGCAGGGGACGGUUUAUGCAGAGGACGAUCGGACGUUAAGAAUCAUCGGAUUUUCCUACGACGGAACUGCACCAGAUGCGUUCCUAUGGGGAGGAGAGACGGUCUCACCAUCCAGCAAUGGCUUCAUAAUCCCCAAAGAGGAUGGAACCGAGGUAAAACUGGGCUACUACUCCAACGUAGAUAUCACUGUGACUCUUCCGUCGUCGAAAACUGUCUCAAACCUCGCCUGGAUCUCGGUCUGGUGUCGACGAUUCGCGGCCAACUUUGGGCAUGUUAUAUUUCCAGCGGCUUUCGUCCCACCUUCCCCUUACAACCUUGGAGCUCUUGGAUUCUCCCCACUCGUCCACAGAACAUCGGCCGCCGCUGUGGUGGUACUCGACCCCAAGAAAAUAAGAUUUGAAGACCUCAACUACGAUGGAUUCGGUCCGGACGCUUACUUCUGGGUUGGCCCAGGUGACACACCAAGCUAUGAUGAGGAUUACAGAAUACCAGAUGAAACAGGAAGUUUGCAGGUAAUCAGAAGUUACUCUGGAGCAACCGUCACCGUGACUCUCAUCGACAAUAUCACUAUAGCCGACAUUGGCCAUAUCGGACUGUGGUGCGUCCGCUUCAGACAGGACUUCGGCCAUGUUGACAUUCCUGAUUUCAAUGUUCUCAACAUUCCACCGUUGCCGCUGGCGACACUUACUACAACGGCACCGAUCACGACGACGACAGUCAGUACAACGACAGCCGGUACGACGACGGCCGGUACGACGACAGCCGGUACGACUCCCUCGAUGGGGUUCUGCAAUUGCGAAACGCUGGUCGUGGGUGAGCUUCAAGUCUGUUGGUUUAUUGACGGGACCGACAUCGUUAUCCGUCACAGUACACCCAACGAAGUCGAGACGUACACUGCAUUCGGCGUGAGUGGAUCUCCCACGAGCACGCAGAUGGUGGGUGGCGAUGUCGUGGUCACCUUCGUCGACGGCAACGGAGUCGCACAGGCCGUUGAUUACUACCUCGGCUCUCAGGCUCAAUGCUCUCCUCAAAAUGGCGCUGGAGCGUGCCCCGACGUCAUCUCAUCGAAUUCGGCAAGCAAUGACGUCACGCUAGUAGAAUCAUCGAUUGAUAAUGGAAUGACCCAUAUCGUUUAUCGGAGACCAUUGGCAGCUAGUGAUGCGACUUACGACAAAGCAAUCUCGACAACAGAACCUACCUACGUAAUAUGGGCUCGAGGAUUAAUCAACGCUGACGGCCGCGUCGCCUAUCACUCACAGCGCUCUCCAGGUACCUCGAAUCUCCAGAUUGACUUUAAUCGGGUAAGCUCGACGUGUGCUCCUGGGAGUGACACUACGACCGCACCUAGCAACCCUCAGACACCACACCUUCGGAGGAGGAGGGGGGCUGGACCAUUGAGGGCAUCGUGGAGACAGAAAAUUCAACGUUCACGGUAGAGAUGAUUGACAGGAGGUCAGCAAGGGUACAACUACAUCACCGGAUCCGUUGGCUGGGGCAUUGCUUGGUUUAUCAACGGUGAGCUUAUUCCCGAGCUCACUCUGAGACGCGGUAAAACCUACACGUUCUUAGUGAGCGGAGGAGAUGUCCCAUCGAUGAGCGCUAACUAUCAUCCAUUCUACAUCACCGAUGACCCUUCUGGAGGCUACGCCCAACUACCGCAAGAUGAACAGCAGGCUAUCACGAUCUACGCGGGGCCGGAAGAGGGCCCACUUUGCCAAUGGACUAGCACUAGUGAUACUGGAAGCCCUGAUCUCUACACGUCAUUCGAAGACUACAAAAACAAAUUGACUGUUGUUUGCCAGCCCGGUGAGCCUGGCGAACUCGUGUGGACCGUACCAAUGGACGCCCCUGAUCUCUUGUACUAUCACUGCUACACCCAUCGCUUCCUCGGCUGGAAAAUCCAUCUGGUGGAUGGUGACGAGAACAUGACGUCACAAAAAGCGACCACUAAUGAUGGCAGCACAACGACCGCGGAUGAUGGCAGCACAACGGCAACGAUUGUUGGCAGCACAACGACCAUGGAUGAUGGCAGCACAGGUGGAGGUGGGCCAUCGAUCGCAACGUCGCCGAUCAGUGUUGCUGCAGCGUCAAUUUUCGCUGCUCUCGCACUGUUUUUAUAAGGAAUUGGCAUGUGGCUUCGCCAAUGAGCAUGAUUUAGCAGUUUGAUGACCCUAAGUAAGAUCUAACGGUUCUUCUAAACACAGUAGCGGUUUUCGAGAGAAGAGAGAGAGAGAGAGAAAGAGAGAGAGAGAGAGAGAGAGAGAGAGGUGUAUCUAGCUGAGCAUAUUUUCUGAAUUGUUAAGUAAUAGUACACUCGAAUUGAUAUUACAACAAAAAUGUUUUGGAUGGAAGAUUUUUGCCAAAAUUGUAUAUCAUUAUGAGAUUUGUCAAAAGAGGAGUUGAAGUUAUGUAUGUAGACCAUUUAAACGAAAAUGUAUUGGAACCACGCCCAGAAAUUGUGGCGUAAAAUAUGCCAUAAUUAUCUAAUAAUUUCCUUCGGUGGAAUAUAAUUCCCUUGCUUGUACAUAUGGUUUGCUCCUUGCAAAACUUUUAGUGAUGAUGAUUCAUGUCAUUUCGAAUAUUUUAUAUUUUUCUUAUUCAUGUAUCAUGUAUCUUAAUGUUUCAACGCAAAUAUGUAUAAAAGAAGUGCAAAAAGUGACUUAAAAGGAAUAUAGAAAUUUUGUAUUGAUCUGCAACUAAUAUGACAUCAAUAAGAAUAUUAAAAGGUUAGUUUUGUGUACACGACAUUGCAUAUGAUUUUAUAAUCUGGUACUGUACAAUAUACUUGCGCUUUCAUAAAUGUACAUUUUCCAUGUUAUUCCAUUUUAUUUUAGAGAAAUUAUUUACUUGGCUGACCAAAUGUAUGUGUACAUGUAGCAUAUGUCAUAGGACGCAACUACAUGUAACUAGGUGAUUUUUGUUCACCUUCCCCGUAAAUAUAUAAACCCAUUUAACUGUAUCUAUAAUUGUCAUUAUAAUGAUGUUGACCUCUGAAAUAACCAUAUUUGUUUACAUCAGGCUAUUCAUUAUACACACUGUACCACAACAUUCGAAUGAUAGCAGUGCUAUGGAGUGGAUUUCCAUUCCCCCCUUCGAAAGUAAGGCUAUCCUGUAGAGAUAUUCUCUUUUGUGAUUACUGUUGGAUAUUGAUGAAUGUAUGAAUCGAUUAUCAACCAUUUACCCACAAAGCAGAUGCCUUAACAUCUUAUGGGAAAUAGUGUGUUACUUGAAUGACUUUGAUAUAAUAAUUAUGUGCAAUCGUUCAUCAAAGGGAUUGGGUAUCUUUGUCUCGGAUUCUAAAACAAACCCUGCAAUGGUGAUUAUAAACUUUGAGUUCAGUCAGGGACCCCACUUUUACAAGCCAAUCGCGUGUCUGAUUAUCAAGAUAUUUAUGAUUGGAAAUCGUAAUUUCAAAAUUCGUUUUCCUAACGGUUUUUAUUAUACUACAUGAUCAUUUCGAAGCGCAAUUUUGUAGGGCUUCAAUAAUACACCAUAUCAGAGACCCUGAUAGAACGUAGCACCAUGCAUCUCAUAUUUUAUAUUGUUAAACGAUUCCUUCAAAAUGCAAUAAUAAAGUGAAGACAAGUAGCCUACAUGGAAUUGCCAUUACGCAGAGGAUAACAGUUGCAGUGCUUUAUACUAUAACAUUGUGGAAAUAUAAAAUUCUAAGUAUUUUAGAUGUCUGAA